Humulus lupulus (European hop) is the source of this 1566-nucleotide messenger RNA. RefSeq names its product GATA transcription factor 9-like. Lineage: Eukaryota; Viridiplantae; Streptophyta; Magnoliopsida; Rosales; Cannabaceae. Gene Ontology annotation, biological process: positive regulation of DNA-templated transcription. Bases 434 to 1432 code for a protein of 332 amino acids. Gene Ontology annotation, cellular component: nucleus. The transcript is spliced from 2 exons. Gene Ontology annotation, molecular function: sequence-specific DNA binding; zinc ion binding. The record is from RefSeq and is a predicted model, not a curated record.
CAUUCAAAAUAACUUUCAUAUUUUUUUUAACGUUCAAACAUAAUAUUAAUAAAAAAAAAAGGUUAAAUUGAGUUAAGUUUUACGUUAAAUUCAUAUAAUUAAAAAUUAAUACUUUACUUACCAAAAAAAGAAAAAGAAAAAGGAAAAGGAAAAGGAAAAAAAUAGUAGUUUAAAAUAUUAUAAGUUUACAGGACUUGCAAGUCACUUCCUCAUUAUUAAAAUCAUCACUCUCUGCAUGUAAAAAGAUGCUCUCAAUUUUUUAGAAAAUUUCAUUUUAGUCCCUCCCUUCACUCCUCAAAACCCCAUCCCAUUCCCACUCUUCUCUCCCAGACUCAUUUCCCUCUCUCCUCAAUCACAAGCUCAAUCCCUAAAACGCGUCCGUUUUCAUCAAUCCUUUCUGAGUAUUAUUAACAAUUUUACAUUACUAUCGCCAAUGGAAGUGCCGGAGUACUUAGUCGGCGGCUACUUUGGUGCCGCAGCCGUAGAUUUUUCGAAUGAGAAGAGGCAGUCCGAACAGAAAUCCAGCGAACAUUUCACCAUUGAUGACCUUCUUGACCUUUCUCAUGAAGAACCUAUGGUCACUGACGGUUUCUUCGAUAAUGUCGCCGGUAACUCUACCGAUUCUUCGACUGUCACCGCAGUCGAUAGCUGCAAUUCCUCCAUUUCGGGCGGGGAACAUCAGUUUUCCGGAAACCGUAGCUUUGGCGAUUCUCAUUUCUCCGGUGACCUUUGCGUUCCGUAUGAGGACUUGGCGGAGCUGGAAUGGCUUUCGAAUUUCGUGGAGGACUCAUUCUCAGUUGAAAAAGAACUAGACACCCUGCAAUUCCUUUCCACAAGCUCAGCCACAGCUAACACCACAAAGUCGCUGACAUCCGAAACGUCCUCCUCCUCCGAAACGAGCCGAAACGCAUCGUUUUUCCAGCAAGAAACUCCUCUGCCUGGCAAAGCCAGAAGCAAGCGGUCACGCGCUGCACCCGGCGACUGGACCACUCGCCUCCUCCAUCUCGUCACGCCUAAUGACGACGGUACCAAACCCGUGAAAACGACGCCGUCUAAAAAGAAGGAAGCCGGCUCGAGUUCGAACGGGAAUUCGGAUUCUUCAGGGCGGAAGUGCCUUCACUGUGCCGCCGAGAAGACUCCGCAGUGGCGGACUGGGCCUUUGGGACCAAAAACUCUAUGCAACGCUUGCGGCGUCCGAUAUAAGUCGGGUCGGCUUGUACCCGAAUACCGACCCGCUGCGAGUCCGACAUUCGUGUCCGCUAAACACUCUAAUUCGCACAGGAAGGUUUUGGAGCUCCGAAGGCAAAAGGACUUCCAUAGAGCACAGCAUCAACAUUUUCUUAGUCAAAGUUCCAUUUUUGGCGUAUCCAACGGUGGCGAUGAUUAUUUGAUCCAUCAUCACAACGGACCUGAUUUUCGGCAUAUGAUCUAGUGCAUGCCAGUGUAGGAAACUUAGUGGGAGCUCUAAAUUCAUUUAAGUUUUAACAUGGACUUAUCUCUAUUUUAUUUGCUAAUUUUGGUCCCAAAACAACAUAAAAAUAAUGAAUUUGUAGUUGCUUUUUGGUU